Folsomia candida is the source of this 4176-nucleotide messenger RNA. RefSeq names its product pre-mRNA-splicing factor ATP-dependent RNA helicase PRP16. Gene Ontology annotation, biological process: mRNA splicing, via spliceosome. The transcript is spliced from 20 exons. Lineage: Eukaryota; Metazoa; Arthropoda; Collembola; Entomobryomorpha; Isotomidae. Gene Ontology annotation, molecular function: RNA binding; ATP binding. Gene Ontology annotation, cellular component: spliceosomal complex; intracellular anatomical structure. The record is from RefSeq and is a predicted model, not a curated record. The coding region runs from base 244 to 3975 and encodes 1243 amino acids.
UCAAUACCAAACACGACGACAACACAAAUUAAUCCAUUCACACAUCGGUUCAAAUAAAACAAACUGAAUAUUCAGUAUUCAGUUUGGUAUUAUCAAUUUGACUUGAAACCUGCUGCCGAUUAUUAGCACAAGUUGUGAGCUCCAGUGAGGAAGUUUUUAGAACUUCCAACUACGAACUACCUGUUUACUAAGGAGAAUUUACUCAAACUUACACGAUCUGCUAUUUAAUUGUUUAUUCUGAAGAUGGACAUGGAGUAUGACGAUUCUAUAAAUCGUCUGGAAGGGACAAGUGGAACCGAGGUAGGUGGUCUCAUUAUUAAAAAGAAGGCCCAAGCUGAACACGAAUUUAAGCGACCUGACCUACCAAAAAAAUCACUUCUUGGAUUGGAUAGACUGGCCGAGCUCAAACGCCGUGAACAAGAAGAAGAAUCUUUAAAUUCGGCAGAUUCGAGAAAGGCGCAGUUAACUCCUCAACGUGGAAAUGACGCCCAUAAUUUUCAAAAACGACCUUCCUCUGAUGAUAGAAAACCAAAACGUUAUAGGGAACAAAGUGGCGACACCCCUUCACACGGUGGCGGUGUCAAUGUUUCUGCCAAAACGGCAAUUGAGGAUAGGCAUCAUAAAACCAGACGUGUCGACGUAUCCUCCAAGGAUCAAGAGAGAAAUAAUUAUGGCAAUUACUACGACUAUCGACAACGUGGAGGAAGACCAGAUAAUAGAGAUAGAUACAGGGACAGGGACAAUAAUAGAAGUCGAAAUCGUGAUAACAGGGAUGAAAGGAGACGCGAUGACAGACCACCUCGUCACCAUGAUAGGGAACGAGAAAGACUUGAACAUCGUGGCGAUAAUAACAACAGCAGUAGUCGACGUCGAGAUGAACCACGCUCCGAAAGAAGUUUCAGGCCUCCUUCUUCGCGACGUGAAGGGGACAAUAGCGUUAGAUUUGGUGACGAACCAUUAACGCCGGCCUUCAGUGUAGCAAAUACUCCUCGUGGAAAAGCGUGGGAAGAUGAUGAUGACAGUGGACUUGGUAGCAGACGAUCUACACAAUGGGAUUUUCCCACUCCACUCGUAGGAGACAGUAGGCAUCGCAAGGAGGAUGAAACACCGCUACCAACUCCAGCUCAUAAGUUUAAUCCUUGGGUCAAACAACCUGGGAGCUCGAAAUUAAUGGAAACGCCCUGGUUUGUCAAGAUUAAGGACGGAGCUGAAGAGGCAGAGGAAAUCAAAGUGGAUCCAGAUGAGUGGGAAGAUGAGCAAAAAAGGCUGGAUCGGGAAUGGUACUCCAUGGAUGAGGGGUAUGACGAAGUUCACAAUCCUUUUGCUGGAGUCUCGGAGGAAUAUACGAAAAAGAAAGAAGACCAAAUUGCUCAAAAGAAGAAUCAACGAAUGUCUGCCCAGCAGAGGCAAAUUCACCGUGAUAAUGAGUUGUGGGAGAAAAAUCGAAUGUUGACCUCUGGUGUAGUGGUGCGUGUCGAGGAUGAAGAUGAAGACGAUGAUGUAGGGGAGGCUCGAGUACAUUUACUGGUUCAUCAUAUAAUUCCCCCUUUUCUCGAUGGACGUAUUGUUUUCACGAAGCAGUUUGAACCCGUCGUUCCCGUUAGGGACCCAACUUCUGACAUGGCCCUAAUAUCUCGUAAAGGCUCCAUGCUAGUACGAACAUUUCGGGAGCAAAAGGAACGUAAAAAAGCACAAAAGAAACAUUGGGAGCUUGCUGGAACGAAAAUGGGAAACUUGUUAGGGGUUGAGAAAAAGGAAGAGAAAGAUGAAAAUGUAAACGAAGAAGGAGAAUCAGAUUACAAAAAAGGACAACAAUUUGCAGAACACAUGAAAAACACAGGCCACGCUAGUAGUAAUUUUGCUAAAAACAAAUCCUUUAUUCAGCAGCGCCAAUAUUUACCCGCAUUUGCUGUCCGUGAGCAGCUUCUUACUGUGAUACGGGAUAACAACGUUAUUAUCAUUGUUGGAGAAACGGGAUCCGGAAAAACCACACAACUGACUCAAUACUUACAUGAAGAAGGUUAUUCCAAAAAUGGAAUGAUUGGAUGUACACAACCGAGACGAGUUGCAGCCAUGUCUGUAGCAAAGCGAGUUUCUGAUGAAAUGGGAACAGAACUGGGACAAGAAAUCGGAUACGCAAUUCGAUUUGAAGACUGUACUUGUGAUAAAACGAUCAUUAAAUACAUGACAGACGGUAUUCUACUUCGUGAAUCUCUGCGUGAGCCAGAUUUAGACAACUAUGCUGCUGUUAUUAUGGACGAAGCUCACGAGAGAUCUCUCAACACGGAUGUCUUGUUUGGUCUGUUACGUGAGAUUGUAGCCCGGCGCCAUGACCUAAAGCUAAUUGUGACGUCAGCUACAAUGGAUGCUACAAAGUUUGCCAUGUUUUUCGGAAAUGUUCCAGUUUUUAUUAUUCCUGGACGAACAUUUCCCGUCCAACUAUUUUUUGGAAAAAAUACUGUUGAAGACUAUGUUGAUGCUGCUGUAAAACAAGCCCUUCAAAUUCAUCUGCAACCUACUGAAGGGGAUAUCUUGAUCUUCAUGCCAGGACAGGAAGAUAUUGAAGUCACAUGCGAAGUGUUGACUGAACGCUUAGAUCAAUUAGAUGACGCUCCUCCACUUGCUAUCCUUCCAAUUUAUUCACAAUUGCCAUCUGAUUUGCAGGCCAAAAUUUUCCAAAAAGCUCCCGAUGGGAUCAGGAAAUGUGUUGUAGCCACUAAUAUUGCGGAAACCUCUUUAACGGUUGACGGAAUUAUGUUCGUCAUUGACUCUGGAUAUUGUAAGCUGAAAGUCUACAAUCCUCGAAUUGGUAUGGAUGCAUUGCAAAUUUAUCCAAUUAGUCAAGCCAACGCAAAUCAGCGGUCAGGUAGAGCAGGCAGAACCGGUCCCGGAGCUUGCUAUAGGUUGUACACUGAACGGCAGUACAAAGAAGAUUUGCUCGUCACAACAAUUCCUGAAAUUCAACGGACUAAUUUGUCAAACGUCGUAUUGUUGUUAAAAUCUUUGGGCGUUCAAGACCUUUUACAAUUUCAUUUUAUGGACCCCCCUCCGCAGGAAAAUAUGCUAAACUCAAUGUACCAGCUCUGGACCCUGGGUGCACUGGAUAACACUGGGAGGUUAACGGAUCUUGGGCGAUCGAUGGUUGAAUUUCCUUUGGAUCCUGCAUUGUCAAAAAUGUUGAUUGCGUCAGUUGAAAUGGGGUGCUCGGCAGAUAUAUUGAUAGUUGUAUCAAUGUUGUCCGUUCCUGCCUUGUUCUAUAGGCCAAAGGGAAGGGAAGAGGACGCUGAUGCUGUUCGAGAGAAGUUUCAAGUGCCAGAAUCCGACCAUUUGACAUAUUUGAAUGUUUACAAUCAGUGGAAAACAAACAAGUAUUCGGCGACGUGGUGCAAUGAACACUUUAUUCAUUGCAAGGCAAUGAGGAAGGUUCGAGAAGUAAGGAGUCAGUUGAAAGAUAUCAUGGAUUCUCAAAAAAUGACGAUCAUUUCUUCGGGAACUGAUUGGGAUGUCAUUCGCAAAUGCAUUUGUUCCGCAUAUUUCCACCAAGCUGCCAGACUAAAGGGCAUUGGAGAAUAUGUGAAUUUGAGAACCGGGAUGCCCUGUCAUCUGCAUCCCACGUCAGCUUUGUUUGGUAUGGGCUAUACACCAGACUACGUCGUGUAUCACGAACUCGUCAUGACGCAUAAGGAAUACAUGCAAUGCGUCACUGCUGUGGAUGGAAAUUGGUUAGCAGAACUUGGACCAAUGUUUUUUUCUGUGAAGGAAACUGCUCGUUCCCGUAUGGACAAGAAACGUGAAACGAUCGAACAUAUUCGGGACAUGGAUGCUGAGAUGAAACAGGCCGAAGCCGACAUGCGACAACUUAAAGAAGAACAACUAAUUCAAGAGCAACAGAUUGCUAAAAAAUACGAAAUUGUGACUCCUGGACGACCAGACCCUGACACACCACGUAGAUUACCUUCACGAUUUGGUCUGUAGUACUUAUAGUAUUUUAUUUAUUUUGUUAUAAAAGUUCAAUAUUAUUAUUGUUAUUUUAAUUUUAUAUAACAACAUUAGAUUUGAUGUACAUGCAUAUAUAUAGAUAUAUUCCAGCAAGCUAGUAUACUUUUUUUUGGUUCUCAUUACUUUACAUAUGUGUUAGACAUGAUCAAUAUAAUUAAUAAAAAUAUUUACACCAUU